GCACACAAACAGAACUUGAUUUGUAUAUUCAAAUUCAAAACCCUUCAGUUUCUUAAUAUAUAUAUUAAUUAGCACCUCAAAGUUUUCCCAUUCCAAGUUGCCAAACUAGAAAACAAGGACCACGAAAGUUUCAAGAAACUGACAUAAAACUAAUUAAGUUUCUUAAACUAUAUCAACUUAUGUGAUGGGAUUUCCCAUUAUGGAGACCCUCAAAUUCUGGUUACAAGACCAUCCCUCCAUUGUAUCCUUCAGGUGGAGCCCGGCACUCUCGUGGGGCUCCACCUGGUUCUUUCUUAUCUCCGCCAUCUCUUUCUAUGUCACCGCCGCUGUCACUCUCCACCUUAUUCUCAGAUUCUUGGGCCGGCGACGUCCGGUCCCACUAGGCCCCAUCCCGGCCAUACACAACCUUGCCAUGUCCCUCACUUCCCUUACCAUAUUCACCGGCAUGCUCCUCUCCGCGAAAGCGGAACUGAGGGACACGCGGUGGUUGUGGAGACGCACAAGAACCACUCCGUUCGAGUGGUUCUUGUGCUUCCCCCUUGGGAUCCGCCCCUCCGGCCGCGUCUUCUUCUGGUCCUAUGCCUUCUACCUCUCUCGGUUCCUCCACAUGCUGCGAACAUUCUUCAUCGUUCUCCGGCACCGGAAGCUCUCGUUCUUCAGGCUGUUCAAUCACUCGAUUCUUCUGGUGAUGUCAUUCCUGUGGCUAGAAUUCACACAGUCCUUUCAGGUUCUGGCGAUCCUGUUUUCCACGGCGGUUAACACAGCGGUGUACGGGUACCGGUUGUGGGUUGAAAUAGGGUUGCCGGUGAGGAACUUCUGGUUCACGGUGGAUUGCCAGAUGGUGCUUCUAUGCUGCAAUUUGGUGUGCCAUUUUGGAGUGCUUCUGUUGCAUUAUCUGAGAGGAGGGUGCAAUGGGAUUGGAGCUUGGCUUUUCAAUUCUCUUUUGAAUGUUGCAAUUCUUAUGCUGUUCUUGAGAUCUUAUGUCAAUGAGUUUUGGCGGAGGAACCUUAAUAAUCCAACUUCUUAUUCUUCUUCCAAGGACUACUCGCCUAAGCAUGCAAAACUUAAUGGUAGUUAUGCAAAGUUAAAUUAACUUGUAUUAAUUAAGUGAUUAUUGCAGAGGCUAUGGACUAUGGUAGAUAGAUGUUUGAUUCAAAGUUUUUGAAUUUUAUUUUUAUUUUUUUAUUAUUCUACCAUUUCUUCAUUGGACUUUGUAUAUAUAUGUUAUGUAUAGAGCAAUUGUGAAGCUUCAUUGAUGAUAAAGUAAAUUCCGAAAUGAGUGACUCA
This is a messenger RNA of Arachis ipaensis, 1287 nucleotides long. RefSeq names its product fatty acid elongase 3-like. Gene Ontology annotation, molecular function: fatty acid elongase activity. The record is from RefSeq and is a predicted model, not a curated record. NCBI's taxonomy places the organism in Eukaryota, Viridiplantae, Streptophyta, Magnoliopsida, Fabales, Fabaceae. Gene Ontology annotation, cellular component: endoplasmic reticulum membrane. Gene Ontology annotation, biological process: fatty acid elongation, monounsaturated fatty acid; fatty acid elongation, polyunsaturated fatty acid; fatty acid elongation, saturated fatty acid.